Dendronephthya gigantea is the source of this 1866-nucleotide messenger RNA. Its product is annotated as stimulated by retinoic acid gene 6 protein-like. The record is from RefSeq and is a predicted model, not a curated record. The coding region runs from base 202 to 1866 and encodes 554 amino acids. The transcript is spliced from 20 exons. Lineage: Eukaryota; Metazoa; Cnidaria; Anthozoa; Malacalcyonacea; Nephtheidae. Gene Ontology annotation, molecular function: retinol transmembrane transporter activity; signaling receptor activity. Gene Ontology annotation, cellular component: plasma membrane. Gene Ontology annotation, biological process: vitamin A import into cell.
ACGCAUGCACACGCGCGGGGCAGGAAUUAGGCAAGACAAGACAGGGUAGAAUUGUGUCAUCGAAAUCUGAUCAUUUGAAUCCGAUACCCAUUAUCUGGCGGGAAACGUUAUUCCAGAAGAAGAACUUUGACACUUUGUGUAUUACGAAUUUCACCACUUUUCCAUGAUAUUGUGGCUAUCGUUUUCAUUACCUAACAAGCAAUGGCUAACUAUACAGGAACAUCAUCCCAGGAAACGUCAACCAGUGUUGCGUGUAAUGUUGAUACCAGAUAUUAUCCUCAUCUGCUUUUGCUUCCUGCAGCAAUUAUUCUGACGAUUUUGGCAUCUCUGCGACGAAGAAAGAGUUUUAAGAAACACGUUUGGGGAGGUCGACCUGGGCUUGUUGUCCCUAUAGAUUUCCUCGGUAUUGAUCAUCAUCGUCUUGCCAGCAUGUUUGUGUUUGGAGCUGCUACUGGAUCAAUCAUCGUUCUAGUUGCAUCACUAGGGCUCCAAGGCAAAAACGCUUGGGAAAGAGUGUUUUUCGUCGUCGGCAUUGCAAUUGAAUGUGCUUUCCUUUAUUACCCGUUUUUUGCUUGCCUGACGACGUAUCACAAAAUUAUUGGAGCAAUGAUGGGCCUUCCUUAUUGUGCGAUAUUUUUCUGCCUAUAUUUGACAAGCACUUUCCAGAAAUGUAAAAACAAUUCUUCGUUCCUAACUAAAGCUCUCGUGUUGACCGAGAUGCCUAUAAUAAUAUGUUAUGUGUUUAUUAUGGCCAAGUUCAUAUUCGUACUUUAUUGGGAAAUCAAAAACUAUGGAAUCAGAGGAGAGCAGUUUUUUCCUGGCGACAAUAAAAGAACUUCCCCUCAGGUGAAGUUGGUCAGACCCUGGUUGAUGGAACACGUGAAGAACAUUUUUAAACCAAAACCUCGGGAAUAUGGAAGAGUUGAGUUUUACCUGAGAAAAUUUUACAAUCCCCAAAAAGAUUUUAAGUUUUCAACUGAAACUCUUUCUGUGAUGAUGAUCUGUGGCAUAAGUCUCUAUAGCAUCGCCAUCUUUCUUGUGUAUUUCUUAUGUGAAAUACUGAAUAAUCCAGCUGGACAGUUGAUGGAUGGAUAUUUAGGAUCACUUUUAGCUGGUGUAAUCCUGACAACUGCGGUCUGUGCGCUCUCCCUUGUUCGUUUCAUGGAAAAUCAUAAGAAUAACAUGGUAAAGAUGUUCAAAGGGGAUAAAUCGUUUAUUCCUAGGAAUAUAAACGUGUCACAGUUUAUGAUUGCAAUAGGACUUCGUUACCAUAGUUUUCAGAUUGGAUACUUUCUGUGGGGCUUCGUAUUUAACUGGAUUGUGAUAUCUAUUCUUUGUCUUCUGCUGCAUAUGUUAAAAUUUGGUACUUUUUGGCAUCUUAUCCAUGCCUUUAUUACUACCAGCGGCGUAUUCUUGGGUGUGGCCUUUUUCUUCCGAUGCUGUUUGCUCGUAGCUUCUGUGACGAUAUUCCGUGAUCGUAACUACUCCAGGGACGUCAUUUCUAUCAACAACAGGAAUGUCUAUUUGGUGUUUUCGUAUUUCUGGUUUUUUGUUGGUCUUCCGAUGGGUGUCUUUUCCGCCAUUUUUCGUAUCUUGAAAAUAAUGGCUGUGGGACUUCUGAUGUUGCCAAGAAUUGAUCAUAGCAUUUUGCCUGAUGGAUUCCAAUGGCUCGAUCCAGGUUACAAUGCGUACGUCUGUUAUCUUCACGUCCAAGCAGCUUUUAGAAACCCAGUUCUUCGAGUGUUUUGUCAAAUACUGAUCGAUGAUCACGAGACACGGAACAACCGAAAUGACCCGAAGUGGACUCGUUCUCCCCCCGCGCCAAGUGGUUCAUUGCACUCACCUUGGCACGCAACCCACAACUAG